AUGCUCUACUCUCGCCGUCUCUCCCGAAUACCCAUUCGGAGCCUGCCCAAGCUAGUAUCAAUUAUCCCAUCACGACCUCCCACGACACCCCGCAUCACCAACAGCCUACUGUGUCUAUUAUGCACCAGGAGAAGGUACCACGUCGAGGGGCUGAUGCUCGCCCCGGUCGUCUUUAGCGGAUUAUUCGUAGCAUUGUGGACGUGGAAGUGCCUUAUGAUGGUUACCUUUCAGAACAAGAUCAUAUACAUGCCCGGCCUACCGCCCAAUGCCCGUUGGGAGAAGAUUGAAGACUACGCCAAACGGUGCGCCGGUGUUGAAUGGCGAGAGGAAAGAAUCCGCGCUGCUGACGGCACAAACCUGGCCUUGUGUAUCGCGGACGUGGAGCUUGCUCCUAAUGCAACGUAUGCAACCUCUACCCAGCCAGAUGUUGCAUUUUAUAUUCUCUAUUUUCAGGGAAACGCUUCAUCGAUUCCCCCACGCUUGCCCGAUCUCUCAUCGGCUCUGUCUAUGUUGAAGCGGCGUUCGCUGCAAUGGGACUGUAGGAGUAUUCGAUGCACUAUGGUAUGCCUAAGCUAUAGGGGCUAUUGGACGUCACGAGGCCGUCCCACUGAGAAAGGUCUAAACCUGGACGCUGCCGCUGCUCUAAGCUGGAUUUCUCAGCUGCACCGUAAUUCUUAUUGCGGGGAAGGUCAGAAGUCGAGACCGUCGGCAAAGCUCGUGCUUUGGGGCCAAAGUAUUGGAGCGGGUGUUGCCACCAACCUUGCUGCCGAGACCCCAAUGCCCGCGAACGUACAUCUGGACUCGUUGAUUCUGGAAACCCCUUUCACAUCUAUCCGAGCUAUGUUGGAGGUCCUCUACCCGCAAAAGUGGCUGCCUUACCGGUACCUCUGGCCGUUUCUUCGAAAUCACCUCGACAGUUGGCAAAAUCUGGGAUUUAUAGCCAAGAAAUACACAUCCGAAAAGUAUCUGCCGGAAAUAUUUAUCUUAGAAGCUGCUAAGGAUGAGCUAGUUCCAUCGGAACUUAGUCAGAAACUCUACGAUAGAUGCUGCGAUGUACAGCUGCCGGUAACAAGAAAGGCUGUUUCCGGGGCUUUUCACAACGAUACGAUGUUUCGAGGUGAGGGCAGAAGGUCCGUUUCCGAGUUCUUGUCGCACAGAAUUUCUUCAGCGCAUGUGUAA
This is a messenger RNA of Hypoxylon trugodes, 1179 nucleotides long. Its product is annotated as alpha/beta-hydrolase. The coding region runs from base 1 to 1179 and encodes 392 amino acids. The transcript has 2 exons. The record is from RefSeq and is a predicted model, not a curated record. Lineage: Eukaryota; Fungi; Ascomycota; Sordariomycetes; Xylariales; Hypoxylaceae. Gene Ontology annotation, molecular function: palmitoyl-(protein) hydrolase activity. Gene Ontology annotation, cellular component: membrane.